Molecule: messenger RNA, 822 nt
Organism: Soboliphyme baturini
Lineage: Eukaryota; Metazoa; Nematoda; Enoplea; Dioctophymatida; Soboliphymatidae
Source: the annotation of a GenBank genome assembly
AUGCUGUCGCAUGUUCCCCGGUCGACCGUGGUUCAUAUACACGGCGACAUGCCGUUGAUGAUUGCGGACGACGACAACCACGACCUUGAACCGACCGAACCAUCGAACAAACAAACGUCGCCUUUACGCUGCGGACGGUUAGCGCAGCGAAGCGCACUCGUUCACUCGUUAAUCCGACUGAGGAUCAACAUCUUUGUCAACCUUCGUUUCUUGUCGCACAUCGUCGCUGCGCUCGGUGAGGGUCGCAGUCUCGCAUGGCUGCGAUCGUUUUAUUGUCCUCCCCCUGGCAGUGGCUGGUGUUUGCCGAGGAAAAUCGUUAUUCCAUCAUCAUACGAUCCAAGGGGCUUCGACUUCAUUGAAAUCGAUACCUUAACACAGGUCUACAAAUGCAAGGCGGCGCGAUUCGAACAUAAUCGGGAGGCGAAGCCGGCGACGACGUGGAUCGAGGAGGUGCAUUUUCCUCCUCCUCGACUGUUCUUUCUGUCAGUCGGUCGGUAUUCCCUCAUCUCGUAUCUUCGACAGCUGCGUUUCUUUCUAUCGUUGCCCAUCGUGUUGGCCGUUGCUCGAGUCGCGUGGUGCGUGCCGACGGAUGGAUGUGCAGCUGGAGCAGUUGUCUUCCCUUUUUCGCCUCCAUGUCGAAGACGUCUCGAUGUUGCCUCAAUGACCACUGGUGUGACCACUGGUCUGCAGGACAAUAAAAUGUGUGUCUUCACCGGUCAGAUGGCGAGGUUCAUCGUCGUAUUCACGUUGGUCACCCACCAUAGCGUCCGUUCGUCCAAGCUUGACGAGGGUAAGCACGUGCCCGUACGACUGUUGCAUUAA